CGGUGUGGCCGACAUGGCCGACAUGGCGGCUUCCGGCGGAGCCAGGCCCAGGUGAGGCGGCCCGCGCUCCUUGUCCGUGUCUCCCUCUCCUUCCCUCAAUCGCCGCUGUCGCGACCAUGUCGAGCCUCGGGAGCAAACGAGUGGCCGGAGAUGGGGGAUCGGGACCCCCGGAGAAGAAGCCGAACCGCGAGGAGAAGACCACGACCACCCUCAUCGAGCCCAUCCGCCUCGGGGGCAUCUCCUCCACGGAGGAGAUGGACCUGAAAGUGUUGCAGUUCAAGAACAAGAAGCUGGCAGAACGGCUGGAGCAACGGCAGGCCUGCGAAGAUGAGCUGCGAGAGCGCAUUGAAAAAUUGGAGAAACGGCAGGCCACUGACGACGCCACCCUGCUCAUUGUCAACCGCUAUUGGGCCCAGCUGGAUGAAACCGUGGAGGUUCUCCUCCGACACCACGAGAGCCGGGGGGAGCUGCCUUCCAGGACGGAGGAGCCGGGAACCCAGGAGUGCCCAGACCCCGAUGGGGCCCCCGUGGCCGAGGCGGGAACCCCGGAGAGGCGAGAGCCUCCGGUCCCCCAGCUCCGGCCCCCGCUUAGCGAACCGGCCCUGGCCUUCCUGGAGGCCCUGGGGGCCAGCAGCAGCGAGGAAGUGGAACUCCAGCUGCAGGGUCGCAUGGAGUUCUCCAAGGCAGCCGUGUCCCGGGUGGUCGAGGCCUCGGACCGCCUCCAGCGUCAGGUGGAGGAGCUCUGCCUGCGGGCCCAAAGCCGAGGUGAAUCUGAGCUGCUUGGAGACGGAGCUCGGACUUUCAGCAAGGAGCUCGGCCGCGAGAACCGGCGGCUGCAGGAUUUGGCCACCCAGCUCCAGGAGAAGCACCACAGGAUCUCUCUGGAGUACUCGGAGCUGCAAGACAAGGUGACGUCGGCCGAGACCAAGGUGCUGGAGAUGGAGACUUCAGUGGAGGACCUGCAGUGGGACAUCGAGAAGCUGCGCAAGCGCGAGCAAAAGCUUAACAAGCAUCUGGCCGAGGCCCUGGAGCAGCUCAACUCGGGGUACUAUGUGUCGGGGAGCUCCGGCGGUUUCCAGGGCGGGCAGAUCACCCUGAGCAUGCAGAAGUUCGAGAUGCUGAACACGGAACUGGAGGAGAACCAGGAGCUGGCUAACAGCCGCAUGGCUGAACUGGAGAAGCUGCAAGGGGAGCUGCAAGGAGCCGUGCGCGGCAACGAGCGGCUCAAGGUAGCCCUGCGGAGCCUGCCGGAAGAAGUGGUGCGGGAGACCGGCGAGUACCGUCUGCUGCAGGCGCAGUUCUCCCUGCUCUAUAACGAGUCCCUCCAAGUGAAGACCCAGCUGGACGAAGCCCGGGGACUGCUGCUGGCAACCAAGAACUCUCACCUCAGGCAUAUCGAGCACAUGGAGAGCGACGAGCUGGGCCUGCAGAAGAAGCUGCGGACGGAGGUCAUCCAGCUGGAGGACACGCUGGCCCAGGUGCGCAAAGAGUAUGAGAUGCUGAGAAUCGAGUUUGAGCAGAACCUGGCAGCCAAUGAGCAGGCGGGGCCCAUUAACCGGGAGAUGCGUCACCUGAUCAGCAGCCUCCAGAACCACAACCACCAGCUGAAGGGCGAUGCCCAGCGCUAUAAACGGAAGCUGAGGGAGGUGCAGGCCGAAAUCGGCAAGCUCCGGGUCCAGGCCAGCGGCCCUGCCCCUUCAGCCCCGCCCCCGGUCGCCACGGAGGAGCCCGGGACCAGUGCCGGGGGGGCUCCUUUGAAGGAGGAGGAGGGGGGUGCGGGAGGGCCGGCCCCCCUCCAGGAGACCAAAAAGGAAACGGUCCUUUCUUCCUCCGGGCCUCCGGCCUUACUGCUGGCCAGCGUGAAGAAGGAGGAGACCCCCGCCUCUGAAGAAGAGCCGGCUUCCACAUCGGCACCAGCCCCACCCCCUCCGCCCCAAGCACCCCCUCCCAGGGUCCGGGAAGCGGAGCCCCGGGCUAAGCGGGAAAGGGAGGGGUCGGUCUCUGGGCCGUCUACUUCUUCCUCGUCCUCCCGGGGGGAGCGGGACAAGGUCAAGGCUGAGGAGAGCAAGAGGAAGGACUCGGAGCUGCUGAAAGGAUUGCGAGGGGAGCUGAAGAAGGCCCAGGAGAGUCAGAAGGAGAUGAAGCUGCUGCUGGACAUGUACAAAUCGGCGCCCAAGGAGCAGCGAGACAAGGUGCAGCUCAUGGCCGCGGAACGCAAGGCCAAAGCCGAGGUCGAGGAGCUGCGGGUCCGCAUCCGGGACCUAGAAGAGAAAGAGAGGAAGGAGAGCAAGAAGCUGGCGGACGAAGAUGCCCUGCGCAGGAUCCGCCUGGCCGAGGAGCAGAUCGAGCACCUGCAGCGGAAGCUCGGGGCCACCAAGCAGGAGGAGGAGGCUCUGCUGUCUGAGAUGGACGUGACCGGCCAGGCCUUCGAGGACAUGCAGGAGCAGAACGGCCGCCUGCUGCAGCAGCUGCGGGAGAAGGACGACGCCAACUUCAAGCUGAUGUCGGAGCGGAUCAAGUCCAACCAGAUCCACAAGCUGCUGCGCGAGGAGAAGGACGAACUGGGCGAGCAGGUGCUGGGCCUCAAAUCGCAGGUGGAUGCCCAGCUGCUGGUGGUGCAGAAACUGGAGGAGAAAGAGCGGGUGCUCCAGGGCAGCCUCGGCGGGGUGGAGAAGGAGCUGACGCUGCGGAGCCAGGCUCUGGAGCUCAACAAGAGAAAGGCGGUGGAGGCCGCCCAGCUGGCCGAGGAUCUGAAAGUGCAACUGGAGCACGUGCAGAGCCGGCUCCGGGAGAUCCAGCCCUGCCUGGCGGAGAGCCGGGCCGCCCGCGAGAAGGAGAGCUUCAACCUCAAGAGGGCCCAGGAGGACAUCUCGCGACUGCGGAGGAAGCUGGAGAAGCAGAAGAAGGUGGAGGUUUACGCCGAUGCGGACGAGAUCUUGCAGGAGGAGAUAAAGGAAUACAAGGCUCGGCUCACCUGCCCCUGCUGUAACACGCGGAAGAAGGAUGCCGUCCUCACCAAGUGCUUCCACGUCUUCUGCUUCGAGUGCGUCCGGGGCCGCUACGAGGCGCGGCAGAGGAAGUGCCCCAAGUGCAAUGCCGCUUUCGGGGCCCACGACUUCCACCGCGUCUACAUCAGCUGAGGAAGUAGGACUCGGAGGGGACGGGACUUCCCAGUUUCCGUGGUACAGACCGGCCGAGCCGGGUGUCCGGGUCGAAGCCUGCCUUUCCUCCUCGCUGUCCUCCGCUGCGACGGCUGAACCCGGGGCUGAGCCGCCCGGCCCGCCAAGACUCAGAAUCUAGAUUUUGGGACCGACGCCGUCACCCCCGCCCCCCCCACCACUCCUUCCCCUCCCCAAAACUCCUUCACCGCUCACUCCCCACCCCGUGGCCCCAUAAAAGUGUUUUUGCUCAUCCGCCUCUCGGCUUUUUCCCCACCCAAUCUUCCUGGCCUCACCUCUUCCCCCAAUUCCGCUUCCAGCUCUUUAUAAGGCUCUUUCACCCGCCGCAAUUUCCAGCCUUUCACCUAGUGGGACCAGAACCACGGACCAGGUGAAUUUGUUUUCGUACUUUCUCCUUCUCCCCAGCCCCUUAUUUAUUUUCCCACCGAAAUGGUUGCUGGCACACGUCCAUCUUGAGAGACCCCAAGGAUCUGCGGGCCCCCCCGACCACGGCGCCGCGAGAAAGGCGCUCGUUUGACGGUGCCCACGGAGCCGCCACGAGCCGACCUCACCAUCCCUCCGCGGCCCGGUUUCCCCUCGCCUUCCCUCCCGCUCUCUGGGUUCAAACGGUGCAUUGCAGCAGGAAGCAAACUCAGCCCGUCUUUCCCGGGUUGGGGGCUUCUGAGGCUGGCAAGGUGGAAGGUUUUUUUUUCACACACGGGGUAUUUGAAGGACCCCUCCUUAGUGUUUUCCUUACAUUCCUUCAACGUGGAGGGUCUCUUCUGUGGAAGGCUGGAAGGCCGUUUCUGAACCGAACUACAUUUCUUUGCACCCAAGGGGCCUUUCUGGGAUCUUAACUUUCCAUAUGUCUCCUCACUCGGGGUUCCCGUCGUGGCCUUUCUCCCCUGCAGGUUUUUGUAACGGGACUUGAGGCCGGAGGGGUUGGCGGAGCUUUUUGCCGAGAACGGGGAAUGAAAGAGGCGGGGGUCCCCCCUCCGGGUUCUCGGUUGCGCCGUGCCGCUCGGAUUAAACCCUGUACUGCAGUCGGAUCUCGGAUUUCUGACCAGAAUGAGUUGUCUGCUGGGGAGAACUCACACCUGCUCCAAACGCAAAAAGCGUGGGAAAGAGGGUUGUUUUUUUUUCAUAGAGUCCUUUGGACCCU
Tachyglossus aculeatus (Australian echidna) is the source of this 4320-nucleotide messenger RNA. It is a transcript of the gene RNF40, whose product is annotated as ring finger protein 40. The record is from RefSeq and is a predicted model, not a curated record. Gene Ontology annotation, cellular component: HULC complex; nucleus. NCBI's taxonomy places the organism in Eukaryota, Metazoa, Chordata, Mammalia, Monotremata, Tachyglossidae. Gene Ontology annotation, molecular function: metal ion binding; ubiquitin protein ligase activity.